Messenger RNA from Symbiodinium sp. CCMP2592, 186 nucleotides. The record is from the annotation of a GenBank genome assembly. NCBI's taxonomy places the organism in Eukaryota, Dinophyceae, Suessiales, Symbiodiniaceae.
AUGCCAGGGUUAAAGCAGCCGCUGAAACUCCAAGAUUGUCCCGCAGCCGUCAGCGCCCAGCGGGGAGGACGGAGGAGGCUGAGUGCCGGCCCGCCAUGGUAUCGGCGAAGAACGUCGUGCCGUUUACAGGCUGCUACAAGAAACGCAGCCAUCGAUUGCUUCCAAGGUUCCAGCAGCUGGAGAUAG